UUGUUCCACAGAGAGAGAGAGAGAGUUGUGGUAGACUAGAAGUACAUGUUAUUUGGUUGUGAUUGUUGAACUUUAAAGAAUUCAUUCUAUAACUGACUGACUUUUGUGAACAGUGGAAUAUGGAUGUUUGAUUAAUAGAAAAAUGAGAGACAAUGUGUGUUUAUAAAAAUAUAUUACUACAGGAUAUGCUCAAAAGGGAACUGUCGCGUUAUGACGCUAGCUCAUUUUACAUUUAAAGGGUCGUGCAAAGGACAUUCUGAAUCGACGGAAAUACUCUGCCAUUCAAAUGAUACUGAAGAGAAUGCCAACCUUAGCGCCAGUAAUUUAUUUACUGGAACGAGCAGCUGUGCAUCACCGGGGACAGAAUCUGAGUUCGGCCAUCAGAUUUCGCUCUUACAGGAGUAUUCAACUGGUCUAAUAGAUUUUGUAAACAAAGCAACAGAUGUUAUUUAUAGACUAGUUAUAACAAAGUGCCUCCUGGUAAUUGUUUCAGUUGUUCCACUUUCCAUGUUGUUUGUAGGGAGUACUUAUAAAAAUGAAUGUCCUCAGAAACAUAUGCUGACUAUAUAUUUGUCUGUUGGAGGAGGGUCAGGUUUACUAAAGCUAGCAUUUAUCCUUUUGCGACAUCGGAAGUCACCGAAUUACGAAUCGCUUGACGAUACUGAUCAAGAUGGCGACGGUUCCGGUGACGCAGUUUUAUCGCGCUCAAUCAAAUUCACAGAUUGUAUGCUCAAUAUAUUCAUAAUAGUUUGGUUUAUCCUUGGGAAUGAAUGGUACUAUGCAAAACCUAGCCCAAAUUUUGAACAAACUUUACACGAGCCUAACAAUUGGUGUGAUCAAUUUUUAUAUCGGUACUAUUUUUACAUGUUAAUUUUCAGUUACAUUUCUUUCUCUUUCAUAGCGUUUUACAUACUCACCCUGUGCUAUUAUUACUAUAGGCAAAAUGGAAUGAGGUUAUGUAAACCAAUCCUGGUUAUUUAAAUUUAGACUGCCAUCAUUGUGCCAUGUGGAUCUGACGGGACUCUAUUCAUUGAUUUUUCAUUACGGGGUAACUUUUAUUCCAGUGAAUUGUGUUUAGAGAUUAUUAGUGAACGAAACAUCGUGUUGCUUAAUGUGUAGAUUUUAACGUUUUAUUUCAUAAGAAAGUAUGAGAAAUAAUAUUACGGGAAAAAAAGGGAAUGAAUUUUGAUGAAUACUACGUUCAUCUGGAAAAAGCCACCUUUCUCUCAACUGUGACUCUGAAGUAUACAUGUACAUCAUCUAGAUUAAUUAGUACAAUCGCGGCCUUUCUGAUCUUGUCAAUGUUCGUUUUAUUUCUCUGCUGGUGAUAACUCUACUCAACGAAAUGUCACAUGAUAUCGAAAACAAUCACUAGUUCCGAGGAGCAUUCAUUAUUUUCAAUGUAUUGGCUGUAUUUCAAAGGUAACUAGAUCUCCUCCUGGACGGGAUAAAGGUCUCUUAAAACGAGAAUUUCAAAUUACAAUCAUCAUUCAAUCUAAUUUUCCCAAAAUAAUGAUUAGAUCAUCCUUGUUCAAAAUACGCAAAUGAAAUAUGAAUUAUAUCAGCUCGGUUUGAAAUAAAUAGGAAUACAUACCCUGGCUUUGGCAUAAAUUGCCAAUAUGGCAUUACUAUUUUAAAGCUUGUUUUAAUGAAUGUAUUAAAGUAUAUUUUCUAAGAAUUUGAUAUUGUAAUUAUGAUUUACAAUUACUUUUGUUAACAUUCAUAUGUUCUUUUCCUGUUAUAAUUUGAAAAGUAUUUUUUAUAAUAAUAUCUUCUGUGCUUGGAGUCUCCGUUGAGAAACGUUUUGCAUUAUAUGUACUAGCUUCCUAAUUAAAUAUGAAUAAGCUUUCCUAUCAAAAGAAAUUUAACUCGAAAAAU
Ruditapes philippinarum (Manila clam) is the source of this 1878-nucleotide messenger RNA. RefSeq names its product transmembrane protein 272-like. NCBI's taxonomy places the organism in Eukaryota, Metazoa, Mollusca, Bivalvia, Venerida, Veneridae. The transcript is spliced from 4 exons. The record is from RefSeq and is a predicted model, not a curated record. The coding region runs from base 211 to 981 and encodes 256 amino acids.